AUGGUAAUCAAGAAAGAAGUUUUCAAGAUAUUUGGUUUAAAGAAAUCAGAUAAAGGGGGUCGACAAUCAGAUGAUGCUUUUACAAAGACAGGUUGUAGCAACUGGAAAAAUGCAUUAGAAAGAGUCAAUUAUCAUGUUGGAGGCGUGAAUAGUUGUCAUAAUAAUGCUAGAAUUCAGUUCGAAGCUUUUCAAGAUCAAAGGAACAGUGUGGCAAGUAUAUUACGGUCAAAUACCCGUGAGAUGGAAGUUGCAUAUCGCAUUCGGUUGACAGUCUCAUUGAAUGUGACUCGGUUUCUCUUAAAGCAAGGAUUAUCUUUUCGUGGACAUGAUGAGUCAAGUAGUUCUUCAAAUCGAGGUAAUUUUAUUGAGUUGCUUCUAUGGUUUAGUGAACUUAACGAUUAUGUAUCCAAGACUUUGUUUGCAAAUGCUCCUGCUAACAAUCAAAUGAAUUCACCACGAAUUCAAAAGGAAUUAGCAAACGCUUGUGCUUCAGAGGUUACACUUGCCAUAGUUAAUGAUAUUGGAGAUAAAGUUUUCACUCUUUUGGUUGAUGAGGCUCGAGACGUUUCAAUGAAGGAGCAGAUGGGAAUAGUUUUAAGAUAUGUGAAUAACGAAGGAUAUGUGAUUGAGUGA
Molecule: messenger RNA, 633 nt
Organism: Salvia splendens (bonfire salvia)
Lineage: Eukaryota; Viridiplantae; Streptophyta; Magnoliopsida; Lamiales; Lamiaceae
Product: zinc finger MYM-type protein 1-like
Exons: 2
Coding region: 1-633 (210 amino acids)
Source: RefSeq, a predicted model, not a curated record